CUUUUCCCCCUUCCCAAAUUAUUUUCCUUUUUCUUUUUCCUCCUAGGAAAUCUCACCUUUUUUAUUUUUUUGGGCAAAUUAAAAGCCGUGCUUUCCCAUCUGCUUUCUCCCAUUUCACUUCAACAUUUUUGACAAAUACAGAAAUUAACAAAAAGCUGGUUUCCACUGUUGCCCAACAAGCUGAAACUUCGGAAACCAGUACAAACUGAGCCACCACAAACACUGAACCCAGUACUUCUUUUGUGUAUCUCUUUCUCUGCCCACUUCUGCUUCAUGUUUUCACCAUUACAUGCAACAAAACAGUCCCAUUUCUGAUCUUUCUUCCUCUCUGAAACUGAGGUUUCUUUUUUACUUAGCUUAGUGAGGCAGCCAUGAGGGAAUCUCAUCUUUUCAUCACUUUAACUCUUUUGAUUGCUUUUACUCUUCAAUUUCAAGCUCAUGCUGCUCCUGCUGGGCCUUUGAUAAAGCACCUGUCUUCUCUUCUAAAAUGGACAACCAGAUCAUCCUCUAAAGCACCUCAAUCUGAUGGGAAUGUUCUUCAAUUUGAAAAUGGCUACUUAGUCGAAACUGUGGUUGAAGGGAACGAGAUUGGAGUAGUUCCGUACAAGAUCCGGGUCUCUGAGGAUGGCGAGCUGUUUGCUGUUGAUGAAGUCAAUAGCAACAUUGUAAAAAUCACUCCACCAUUGUCCCAAUAUAGCCGGGGAAGAUUGGUUGCUGGGUCAUUUCAGGGUUACACUGGACAUGUGGAUGGAAAGCCAAAUGAAGCUCGAUUCAAUCAUCCCAAAGGUGUAACCAUGGAUGACAAAGGGAACCUGUAUGUUGCUGAUACUUUGAAUCUUGCAAUCAGAAAGAUAGGAGAUGCAGGGGUGACAACCAUUGCUGGAGGGAAAUCAAAUGUUGCAGGGUUCAGAGAUGGACCCAGUGAGGAUGCAAAGUUCUCAAAUGAUUUCGAUGUGGUAUACGUUCGACCCACCUGUUCCUUAUUAGUUGUUGAUAGAGGAAAUGCAGCUCUUCGACAAGUUUCACUCAACCAAGAUGAUUGUGAAUAUCAGGCUGAUUCCAUUUCUCCCACAGAUAUACUUAUGGUAAUAGGCGCUGUUUUGGUUGGAUAUGCUACCUGCAUGCUUCAGCAGGGAUUUGGACCUUCUUUCUUCUCAAGAACGCAACAACCUUUUGAGAGCGAAUUCAAAGAACAGCCAAAUAAGGAGAAAUCCACUCUAAUUGCGGAUAGGAUGAAAGAGGAACCAGGAUGGCCAUCUUUCGGACAACUAAUUAUUGAUCUUUCCAAGUUUGCCUUUGAGGCAAUUGGUGGCGUAUUCCUUUACUUAAUCCCCUCCCGUACCAGACCCGGUGGCUCCAAGGGUCUGAUGCCAUUGAGGGAUACUCUUAGGAUGCCUGAAGAUGAAGUUGAGCCCCCAUUAAUGCAAAGGCAGAAGUCAGCUGCUCCGCUAUCUGAAGCCCAUCACAUCCAUACUCCCAAUACAACUGAUAAAUAUUCAGAAGCGAAACCCCCAAAGAUCAAAUCAUCCAGUUUUAAGGACCCUUCUCUAUCAACCAAGCACCGGUCCUCAAAGCGACAAGAAUAUGCAGACUUCUAUGGGUCAGGUGAACCUCCUUACGUCAAGUCUAAGAGCCAGAAAGAAAGAACAAAACAUCGUCAACGCGAUAGAAGUGGAGAGGUUAUUUAUGGAGCAAGUGGGGUGGAUCCAAAACCAGUUGAGGUCAAGCCAGUGGAUUAUGACAACCUGAAGUUCGAUCAUUACAAUAUGAGGAGCAAGUAUGGGGACGGUCCCUACCGUUUUUGAAUAUAUACAUAAAACUCUUAGCGAUUACUCUCUCUGUGCUGGUAAUUUCAACUUUUUAACUUUUCGUUUUAUCUUUUAUUUGCUUCGCACCAUGUAAUGUGUACCCCAUAAUUGAACCAAAACUGUAAUCAGGAGCUUUGGUCAGAAAGAAUGUUUCUCGGUCUGAGUGCUGCAACACAUGGAAGUACUGCAAAAUAUUGUUGAGUGUUCUAAUAUAUAAAAUUUUUAUCCA
This is a messenger RNA of Pistacia vera, 2037 nucleotides long. RefSeq lists its product as uncharacterized. Bases 372 to 1805 code for a protein of 477 amino acids. Lineage: Eukaryota; Viridiplantae; Streptophyta; Magnoliopsida; Sapindales; Anacardiaceae. The transcript has 7 exons. The record is from RefSeq and is a predicted model, not a curated record. Gene Ontology annotation, molecular function: protein binding.